Coffea arabica (coffee) is the source of this 1670-nucleotide messenger RNA. NCBI's taxonomy places the organism in Eukaryota, Viridiplantae, Streptophyta, Magnoliopsida, Gentianales, Rubiaceae. The record is from RefSeq and is a predicted model, not a curated record.
AGAAUGUUCUUAUAUUCAGAAAUGUCUAACCUCCUGCCAAUUGGGGAUAUCAUGCCUGAUAUGAAAAACUGGUCUUGUAUCAUCACAGUUCAGGAAAAGCAACAGGUCACAGAUUCUAUGGGAACACCAACCAAAAAGCAAAAAUUUGUUUUCUAUGAUUCAGAGGGCUCUAAAGUUGAAGGGAUAAUCUUCAAUGCUGAUAUUCUGAGAAUGAGUCCUAUGCUGCAGGUUUAUAAGAGAUAUAAGAUUUCAAAUGCUGAUGUCAGGACUAUUCCGCUAAAGUUUCAAACUGCUGAAUUAACCAAACAGUGGGUGAUCACUUCAAAAACUGUCAUUGAUGAGGUCGAUGGGGAUGAAGACAUUAUGCCUAUUCAAUUUGCUUUCACUAAGUUUGCUGAUUUAGCUGAAUACAUGGAUGAUAGAAGCAAGUCCGUCGAUGUCCUCGGAGUGGUGAUCAGUUCAUUAGCCAUGAAGACAAUCACUAAGAACUCCAAACAGUCAAGCGUCCAAAAAUUUGUCCUCCUGAAUGAAGAGUCUCAAACUGUCCUGCUAUCUUUAUGGGAUGAUUUUCUGAACAAUGAAGGUCAAGUUAUAUUGAAUAACAUGCAAAGCUAUCCUGUUAUCAUUGGUCGAAGACUGAAAGUUAACAACUACAAUGGCGUUUCUCUCUCUACUUGGUUCGAUUCUGCAUUGCUUGUUGAUCCACCAAUACAGGAAGCAAGACAGCUCAAAAAUUGGGCAAUGAGAAAUACUAAGUCAAUUGCAGAAAUCAUUGAUGCAAAAAGUUACAUUAAAUACAAUCCUGCACUUUCUUUAAAAGGGGACCAAAAAACUACUCUAAUUUGCAAUGUUACCCCAUCACAAAAGACUGCCUGGGUCAAGGCAAAGCUCUCCUUUGAACACAUCUUCCAGAAAUAUUGGUACAUGAGUUGUGCAAAGUGCUAUCAAGCUACAGCAGCAGACUACGAAAUUGAAUUUACUUGUAAUUCAUGCAAGGAGAAAGGCGCUGCUAUGCCUAGAUGCCGCUUUGAUAUUGAUUUGAGCGAUGACAGUGGAGUUAUACCUGCUUCUAUCUUUGGAGAUCUAGCAGAAACUAUUCUCACCUUCACUGGUCUUGAAGCAAUGGAUCACUUUAAUCAGGACACGGUGGUUCUAGCUCAAAAGUGCGCCUUCGACUCAGCCAAAAGUUUGAUGAAACAGAGACUGUCGACACCAGUGACCUUGACAGUCCAGAUGCUGACUCCAAGAAGAAAGCAAAAUUAGAUCAAUGGCAGAAACAAUGUCUAUAUCUCCAGCGAAUUUCCCUCCGACAAACAGCUGUUUACCAGCUUGCUGUUUUCUACUCAAAUGCAUCCAUAGAGGACAGGUUAACUUUUAAUUCAUCUUCACCUAUAUUGCAACAUUUACAGUUAAAUAGCAUGGUAUUCUUUGACGUUAUUUUCCUGCCUCAUCUUUUCAAGGUAUUACCUGCUCAGUUUCAAUUGUAGCUUCAUCAGCAUCAUUGCAAUAGAAUCAUUCUAAGGUUUGGACUGCGGCAAUGGGCCAUCGCAGUUACUGAUCGUGCAUUCGAAGAAGGAUGGGAUGCUUUUUGUGAACACAACAUUGUUAAGAGACAUGACACAUUGUUACUUCGGCAUAGCGGAAAUCUGAUAUUUGAUGUCAUUCACUUU